Magallana angulata is the source of this 2388-nucleotide messenger RNA. RefSeq lists its product as uncharacterized. The transcript is spliced from 2 exons. The coding region runs from base 320 to 1525 and encodes 401 amino acids. The record is from RefSeq and is a predicted model, not a curated record. NCBI's taxonomy places the organism in Eukaryota, Metazoa, Mollusca, Bivalvia, Ostreida, Ostreidae.
GCCGUACAUUUAAAUGUGUCGUGCGGGCUGGUAACGAACGACGCUACAGAACCCUGGCAGAAGUCCAGGGCAGAUUUUCCAGGUUCCGGCGGAGUCUCAUUGAAGACGAAGUAUUCUCAGUUCACAACGACUCCUUCAUUAGGACUUACACAUAACCAUUAAAAGUGAGAAUGCGGGAUUCAAGGAAAGAUACCAACGCUGUUAAAAAAUCGAUUUUAAUGGUCGAUUCACGACAAGCUCCAAGGGACCAGUAGUCAUUAUAUUUCUGAGGUGUCUGGGAUUUUUAAAAUACAAAGGAAUAAAUAGGAGAGAAAUCAAAAUGUCAGAUCUGAACGUUCGACCGUUAUUGACUCUGCUGGAGGCCAUGAUUGACCUGGCCGCCCCCAAGGUGGACGUAAAGGCCGGGGGGUACAGCGAGGACCUGUUCCUGAGCCUGACCCCAGAGCAGAAAGAGGAGUUCGAAUGCUCGAUAUGUUAUCAAAUUCUGCGGGACCCAAGGAGAUGCAGCAAUAGACACAAAUACUGCUACACGUGUAUUUUUGUGUGGUCUACUUCCGGACCGCACGCAAACCACCGGAAGUGUCCAGUCUGUCGGACAGAGGGCUACUACAUCCGGGACCAGGAACUAGAAGAAAAAGUAGGAAAUCUUAGGGUUAAAUGUCACUUAGAAUCGUGUAAAUGGAAAGGACCUUUAAAAUUACUGCCAAAACACAGGCAUACCACAUACACGCGAACUGGACUUCCGUUUAGGAGUAGAUUCGAUGAGCACUAUCGAAGUAUGUACAGUGAAAUGGCAGAACAAGAGGAUGAUUUGCCGCGGUUGGACAAUGGCAGCCACGAAUCAGGCACGAGGUUGUCCCUGCGUCCCCCGUCCACUUCAAAUCGUUUGACCAGGAGCCGUCUGGCGGGAACUCAGACCGCACGUGACCCCGCCAACGGCACGGCCAGUGCAUCGCCGCAACAAAGCAGCGCGUCCGCCAUCACGACACCACGGACCCCGCACCCACCGACCACGCCCCGCCCCACGGGACAAGCAAUGAGACGGGUGCCAACACUACCCAGUAUUAUCAACAAUAAUUCACAGACUCCGCCAGCACAAGAAGGAAGGAUGCUUCCGCUGCGCUCAACAACGAACGAGAAUCGUAUCGAUCGAUCUAGAGCAACAAAUACCGUCCCGCAACCCCCGCAGCAGCCGAGAACAACCACCACCGUGUCUAGAGGGGUCCGAACGAACCCUAACCCCACCAAUCCUGGGUACACUAAUGUCAGACAGAGACUGAGGGAGAGCAGAGAGCGUCUGGACACCUUGAUGACGUCAUUUUCAACCGAGCUGGAAAGAGGACGUCGAGGUCUGACAGAAUUUCAGGAAACUCGUGAGCGCAGGCGCCAAGAGCAGCUAGAGGAAGUGCGUGAUUUGGGGCGAAGACUAAGUUACGUUGCCACGGAGUUGCGUAGUUUGCUAGAUCAAAGACGGCAACUACGUGACGACUUAGAGGAAAUAUCUGAUGAAUAUGCAGAUAGUUAAUGGCAGAAAUGUCUGCAUAUAUAUGCAUAUAAUUAUACUAUAUACAAACACACCAUGAUUUACUGAAUCAUAACUAAUUAGUAUUAAUUUCUUUGACUGUGAUAUUGUUUUUUUUAAAUACUUAUGUUUAAUGUUAUUUUUAUGCCAGAUUUGUUUUCACUUAGAAUAUUUAAAUUAAUCGUUAACAAUUUACAUAGAAAACAUUUUCAUUUAUACUACCACCACAUAACAAUUUUUCAGAUUUCAUCAUGAACAACACGCUUUAUAAACAAUCGUUAUGUUGUCAUCUUCCAAACACAGUGAACUAAGUUUCUAGUGUCUAACUUUCAGGACUUCAGGACUCUUUGUUAGUAUUAAAUUGGAAUGAAAACUGACUUGGGUGGUUUAUCAUAAAUGACAUUUCUUGAAGAUAUCAACAUCAUCGGAAACCCACGACCAGAGUCUCAUGAACGUUUGCGAGAAUGGCCAUUGAAUACUAGUAUCCAUACCACAUGUAUAUUUACGGCAUCAUUUUAUAUGGUGUCAUUUGAUAAACAAGGAUGCACAAUAUUUCAUGUCAUAAAUAUACUACAUUUUUCAUUCAUGCAAUAAGAAGAUUAAAGAUUCAAGAAUAUAACCUUGCUUUACCAACUCAGCAUGUCCAAAAUUAAUUGCAUUUCUCUUUAGUGGCAAAUCUGAAAUUAUGUCCUUCUUGCCUUCUUGACAAACCUAAAUUAUAUAUAUUUGUUACAGACGACUGUGCCUGAGUGCACACACUCAAAUCAUGACGAUGUUUGGACACGCUAAUGCCUUAUUUAGAACUUGAUUCUCUCCAGAUUGACAGAAAAAAUGUUCAUUAUGUCGAUUAAUAUAAAAUGGUGGGG